Messenger RNA from Mauremys mutica (yellowpond turtle), 3610 nucleotides. RefSeq names its product kelch like family member 14 (gene KLHL14). Gene Ontology annotation, molecular function: protein binding. The record is from RefSeq and is a predicted model, not a curated record. Lineage: Eukaryota; Metazoa; Chordata; Testudines; Geoemydidae. The coding region runs from base 355 to 2223 and encodes 622 amino acids. The transcript is spliced from 8 exons.
UCCCUGCCCCUCUGCUUCCUUCUGCUCCCUCGUUACACAAGUCCUGUGCAUGGAGGACAAAGCCCCCGCGCCAGGCACCGGCCCCAGGAGCGUGUGCAGCCUCCAGCCCCCAGGUGCACCCGGCGCCAGCUUGCUACUGCUGCUGCUGCUGUUGCUGUGCAUGGCUUUAAGGCCGUUGCUCUGGGGAGGGGGCGGCUGAGUGGAGUCUUUCGCUGCAAACAUGCACAUCUAGCAAUGAUGAGUGCUCCAGGCCUGCUGUAAAGCUCUGUGUUUAUUGUUGUCCCCGUCCCUCCCCUGCCCCCUUUGCCCAGGUUGGAGGAGGGUUUAAAGGCAGGUGCGUUGAGGCUGCUCGCCAUGUCCAGAUCCGGGGACAGGACCUCCACCUUCGACCCCAGCCACAGCGACAACCUGCUGCAUGGCCUCAACCUGCUGUGGAGGAAGCAGCUCUUCUGCGACGUGACUCUGACGGCCCAGGGCCAGCAGUUCCACUGCCACAAGGCCGUGCUGGCCUCCUGCUCCCAGUACUUCCGAUCCCUCUUCUCCAGCAGCGGCGGUGGCGGGCACCCCCAACCCCUGGCGCUGGGGCCGGGCGCUCAGGACGGGCUGGGCCUGGGGGGACCCCCCAAGGAGCAGCAGCAGGAGGAGCCAGGCACCCCUUCUUCCUCCCCAGAGGACAAGCUGCUGGCCAGCCCCAGAGCCAUCAACAACCUGGUGUUGCAAGGCUGCUCGUCCAUCGGGCUGCGCCUGGUGCUGGAGUACCUGUACACGGCCAACGUGACCCUGUCCCUGGACACGGUGGAGGAGGUGCUGUCGGUCAGCAAGAUCCUGCACAUCCCGCAGGUCACCAAGCUGUGCGUGCAGUUCCUCAACGACCAGAUCUCGGUGCAGAACUACAAGCAGGUGUGCAAGAUCGCCGCCCUGCACGGCCUGGAGGAGACCAAGAAGCUGGCCAACAAGUACCUGGUGGAGGACGUGCUGCUGCUCAACUUCGAGGAGAUGCGCGCCCUGCUCGACUCGCUGCCUCCCCCUGUGGAAUCGGAGCUGGCGCUCUUCCAAAUGUCCGUGCUCUGGCUGGAGCACGACCGGGAGACCCGCAUGCAAUACGCCCCGGACCUCAUGAAGCGCCUCCGCUUCGCCCUCAUUCCGGCCCCGGAGCUGGUGGAGCGGGUCCAGUCGGUGGAUUUCAUGCGCACCGACCCUGUCUGCCAGAAGCUGCUGCUGGACGCCAUGAACUACCACCUGAUGCCCUUCAGGCAGCACUGCAGGCAGAGCCUGGCCAGCAGAAUUCGCUCCAAUAAGAAAAUGCUGUUACUGGUCGGAGGAUUGCCUCCCGGACCUGACCGGCUACCCAGCAAUUUGGUUCAGUAUUAUGAUGAUGAAAAGAAGACAUGGAAAAUACUGACAAUUAUGCCAUAUAAUAGUGCUCAUCACUGUGUUGUGGAAGUAGAAAACUUCUUGUUCGUUUUGGGAGGAGAAGACCAGUGGAACCCGAAUGGGAAACACAGUACAAACUUUGUCAGUCGAUAUGAUCCCAGGUUUAACAGCUGGAUACAACUUCCACCCAUGCAAGAGAGGAGAGCCAGCUUCUAUGCAUGUCGGCUUGAUAAGAACUUGUAUGUGAUUGGUGGAAGAAAUGAAACUGGCUACUUGUCCAGCGUGGAAUGCUAUAAUUUAGAGACAAAUGAAUGGCGUUAUGUAUCUUCUUUACCGCAACCUCUAGCAGCGCAUGCAGGAGCAGUGCACAAUGGCAAGAUAUAUAUUUCGGGGGGUGUUCAUAAUGGAGAAUAUGUCCCCUGGCUGUACUGCUACGAUCCUGUAAUGGACGUCUGGGCCCGAAAACAGGACAUGAACACAAAGCGAGCUAUCCACACUUUGGCUGUAAUGAAUGAUCGACUGUAUGCAAUUGGAGGAAACCAUUUGAAAGGUUUUUCCCAUCUUGAUGUGAUGCUUGUGGAAUGCUAUGAUCCAAAAGGUGACCAGUGGAAUAUUCUUCAGACUCCUAUUUUGGAAGGUCGCAGUGGCCCUGGAUGCGCAGUUCUUGAUGAUAGUAUUUACCUUGUCGGAGGCUACAGUUGGAGUAUGGGAGCCUACAAAUCUUCUACUAUUUGCUACAGUCCUGAGAAAGGAACCUGGACAGAACUAGAAGGAGAUGUAGCUGAGCCACUUGCAGGUCCUGCAUGUUCAACUGUCAUACUGCCAGCCUGUGUACCAUACAACAAAUAAUAUUCGAGAAGCACUGAAAUGAACAAUAUUACAUUCUGGAAAGUAAUAACGGGUGACGUAAAUAUUUUAAUAGAACAGAAUUCCUGGCAAAACAAAACUACCAUAAUUGACCCCUUAUUUCAGAUUUAUGCUUUAAAAGCAAACUGGGAACAAAAAGUCUCAUCUCAGAUAGAUGCCGGUGUCUUGUGAAGCAAGUAGCUAGAACACACCGAACAUUACAUGCUGACAGACUGCCAUUUCAGACUGAUUUUAACUUUUUUCCCACUACAGAAAUAUUCUUCACAUGGAUUUUAACUUUUAAAAAUGAAGGCUAAAUGUCCAAAUACAGCCUGAAAAGACAAGAUCAGUUUUGUGCAUUAUAUUCUACCUGCAUGUGAUCUAUGUGAAGUCAUGAGGAUGUUGUGUUCAUGAAUGCUUCAAAACUCAGACACCGAAAAGCUCACUCUGCAUUGCAGAACUGUCUCCCCCUCUGUAAUCCUAACCUACAGCUACUUCAUAUGCUCUGCAAGCAACACAGCAUCAAAAGAUCUUAAAAGGUAAAGAAAUGUCAUUCCAUUUUUGCACAACUUGGCUUCUCAUACACUCUGCCUUCAAAGUCCCCAUGUGUAAGUGUAGUGAAGAGCACUUCUUGCAAUAGUGAUUUUAAGGAUUAGGACCAAAUUAUGCUCUUAGUUACACUGGUACAAAUGCAGAACCACUCCACUAAAAUCAAUGGAAUGAAUGUUUUUAUAGCUGGUGUGACUGAAAUCUUGGCCUAAACCUCAAAUUCUGGGUUUACAAAGUAAGUUUUUCUCAUAAGCAGUUAAAAGACAACACAGUCCAUUAAUACAGUAAAAAUACAAGAAUUUAUCUUCAUUUUCACUAACAUUAGAAGUGAACACACUUGCUAUUUGCUUUCAAAGACAAGAACACUGAAUUUAAGCAUAAUGGUACCUCUUUAGACUUUUAAAUUAGUAUGCAUAGAAUUGAAGGGACUCUGGUAAGUGGCUAAAAUCCUCGUCUCUGAUUUACCUUCAGAUGUUCAUAAUUUGAAGGGUUUUCUCUGUUGAUCCAGAAAAAUACAGGGCUGGAUUCUCCACUGCCUUAUACCUUGUUUAGUUAUUUACAUCUGGUAAAGUGAGUCAAAAUGCUACCAGAUCAGAACAGUUGCAUGUUACACCCACUUUACACAGUUGUACUUGAUUACAUAGGGUGCAAGGCAGUGGCAAAUCAGGCCCUAUGUGUUUUUAUGCUUAUGUCUUCCUUUUGCAGCAGCAAUUGACUUACAAACACUGUGCCUGGUUCUCCACUGCCUCUUGGCUUGCAUAAGGAUUUUGACCUGUACACAAUGCACAUAAAAUACUUCUUCAAGUGCUUGUUCAUGUCCAUUCCAUGUUAGGUGUGUGUG